Molecule: messenger RNA, 5624 nt
Organism: Labrus mixtus (cuckoo wrasse)
Lineage: Eukaryota; Metazoa; Chordata; Actinopteri; Labriformes; Labridae
Gene: gramd4a
Product: GRAM domain containing 4a
Exons: 19
Coding region: 373-2196 (607 amino acids)
Biological process (GO): apoptotic process; negative regulation of toll-like receptor 9 signaling pathway
Source: RefSeq, a predicted model, not a curated record
UUACGGCCCCUUUAAGAAAGCAGCGCCGAACACUGACGAAAUUUCUUCGGCCCUGCUCCCUGCCCGUUUUCUGCGAAAUCUACGAGAGACCAGCAGGGUAGUGUCUGCAGCCUUCUGGCUUAACGGUGUUGAUCAGGGAGACUCUCAACAGAUAGGUGGACGUAACUGGUGUUCCAGCGUUUGCUUGCCUACCCCCCCUCCUCCCCUCGACACUCACCAGAAGACAUUUAGUCGGUAAACAGAAACAAGCGACUACUGUCGGGAUGGAUGGACGAAAUGAGCAGAUUUCGCUGUGAGACAGGCGUUACUUCAGACGUCCUGAGCAGCAGGUGUACACACGGAUAAAGCAGACUAAAGGCAAUCACAGUGUUCAUGAAACUUUGCUACGAUUUACGUGCUGGGAUAGCUGUCCGCCAUGUUAAGGUAAAGCCCAGGUGCGCGGUGUUGACCAUGCUAAAGCGGCUGGAUAAGAUCCGCUUCCGAGGCCCCAAGACGAGAGACGACUUCUCGGAUCUCGCUGAGUCACCACCUGCCUCUGACAACGAAUGUGCCGACGACAUGCAGCUGAAGCCCAGAUCAGCUUUGCGUGACACGGAGGACCCUGCUGGUUCGGGGUCUCCCACCAUGGCUGCAACCAUCCAGGACUUCCAGAGAUCGGACACAGACAGACUCAAUGAAGUUAAAGGUCACCUGGAAAUUGCCUUAUUGGAGAAGCACUUCCUACAGGAGGAGCUGAGGAAGCUGAGGGAAGAGACCAAUGUGGACUCUCUGCGGCACGAGCUAGAGAGGGAGCGAAGCAAGAGGAUAGACCUGGAGCAGAAGAUAAAUGAAGUGCUCAAGACAAGACUGGAGGACUCUCCGCCACAGCCUCCCAGGAAACAGCAGUCACCCUCAAACAAUGGAACAGCAGAGAAACAGCUGAAGGAGGUCUGGAGUUCACGCCUACAAAAGUGGCUUCAUGAGCGAUUUGGGGUUUACAUCGAAGACUUCCGCUUUCAGCCAGAGGAAAGCACGGUGGAGGCUGAGGAACCACUAAGUGCUAAAAGGUUAACAGAAAAUAUGAGGCGGCUCAAGCGAGGAGCCCGGCCAGUUACCAACUUUUUAAGGAACCUCUCCGCCUUAUCUAAUUGGCACUCUGUCUACACCUCAGCUAUUGCCUUCAUUGUCUACAUGAAUGCUGCUUGGCAUGGCUGGGCCAUUCCCAUGUUCCUCUUCCUGGCUAUCCUGCGCUUGUCCUUAAAUUACCUUAUAGCCAGAGGAUGGAGGAUUCAGUGGAGCAUUGUGCCUGAGGUCUCAGAACCUGUGGAGCCUCCAAAGGAAGACUUAACGGUCUCUGAAAAGUUCCAGCUCGUACUAGAUGUUGCACAGAAAGCACAGAACCUGUUUGGUAAGAUGUCAGAUGUUUUAGAGAAGAUAAAGAAUCUGUUCAUGUGGGUUCAGCCAGAAAGUACCCGGAAACUUUACAUCUGCCUCUGGAUAGUCUUCAUCACCUCCUGCGUCCUGCCUUACAAACUAAUGGGCUUUUUAAUGGGCCUAUACGCGGGUGUCAAGUUCUUUAUCAUAGACUUCCUGUUUAAGAGCUGUUCGAAGCUGCGGGACAAGUACGACACACCUUACAUUGUGUGGAACAAUCUUCCCACGGACCCUCAGCUCAAGGAGAGGACCAACGCCACUGUGUCACGAAGGGUGCAGCCAGUGGUUUCUCGAAGCAACCUCGCCACCGUUCCAUGUGGAGCCAGCAGAGAGGAGGACACAAGUCGCUCCCACAGCACCAAAAAGGGUGCCUUUCAUGAGAUCUUUAAUCUGCAGGAGUCAGAGCGCCCUCUAGCGGUUUGUGAGAAUGGCUGGAGAUGUUGCCUCAUUAACAGAGACAGGAAGAUGCCAACAGAUUACAUCAGGAAUGGGAUGCUCUACGUCACAGAAAAUUACCUGUGCUUUGAGAGCUCAAGCUCCAAAUCCAGCUCUUCAAAGAAGAAUAAAGUGAUUAAGCUUGUGGACAUCACUGACGUUCAGAAGUACAAAGUGCUGUCAGUCCUACCAGGAAGUGGUAUGGGCAUCUCAAUAGCCACUCCCUCCACACAGAAGCCAUUGGUGUUUGGUGCCAUGAUCCACAGGGACGAGGCUUUCGAGGCCAUCUUCACCCAGUACAUGAAGAUCCUGACCACCACCAAACCACCGGCCAGCACAGAGCUCUAAGCAGCCUGCAUCCCAGAAAACGAUUCAAAUCCAAGGGUGGAGAGCUUCCUCAGAUUCAACUAGGCCAGAGGAUGCUUUUAAAGACCCCACUGUACUCAAGUCUUUGGUCAGAUUUUUUUUUUUUUUUUAAAAAGAUCAUCGGCCUGCUUUAGUGGGUUAGUGCUUGAGCAAUUUUUGAAGGAGUGUGGACAUUUUGGCUACAUGAUGAUGAUGAUGAUGUAAUUAAGGGACACAUCCUGGCUCUAGGAAGAAUGAGGAUCUGUGUGAUCGAGUAACAAUCAGAACAAGGCUGGUGAAAAGGGCUGGUUCUCUUCUCCCACCUGACUGACUGACUGGCUAAAUGUUUUCCUAACUCACUUGUUGAUGUGCUGUGUGGGUCAAAUGAGGCUCAAAAUAGCAUCAAGUUGAUCAUCCCCCCCCCCCCCUUUAGUCGAGUGAAAUUCAGUGGUAGGACGUUUGAAUUGCUCAUCCAAGCUAAGCGAAUAGCAUAUCAACAUAGACAGUUUAAAAAAAAAAGAAAAAAAAAAGGCCCUGUUCAAUAUCUGUAGGAACAAAUAGGUAAGUCAAAUGUUUUAAAUCAGUGCAAAGGCAACCACUCAUGUUUAACUAUUCAACUGGCUAACUGGUGCCACCUGGCUUUGGCUCAGAGAAUUACAGUAUGAAUGUGUGACGGCCAGUUUUUCUUUUAAUGUGUAGUAACUGUGAAAAUGUCAGAUCACCAUUUUACUGACAUAGAGCCUUUUCUCUUAGUUUACAUUGCUGCUUCCUUGAUUGUUCACGUCUUUGCAGACUAUAUUCAUGCAGCAAAAGUUCAUUUUAAGUCGUCUUCAAACUGGAAAUGUAGUGGAGCAUCAGGUUUGUAAGUCUGCGUAUUGACACCAUGCCAUGAUUAAUUUUUUUGUCGUUGUUUCUUUACAAAUGUCUCUGAAAUGAACUGCCUUUGGAAUGAAUACAUGGUGGUCCUGGAGCUGCUGAUUAUGCCCUGAGACCAGAGCACAACUACUGUUAGAUGGUGCAAACACUGACUGCCAUUUAGAACUCGGUGACACACAGAGAUGAAAAAAGCCUCCUGUGUCUCAUCUUCUCUUUUUCAAGACACAAUCUGUACAUAUACUGAUGCUUUUUUUUUUUUAAUUUUUUUUUUUACUUCAAUGAUAUUCUCCCUGCACUUUAUCAAGACAUCAACUGGAAUCUCUGAACAUUGUGUUGCAGGUAAAAGACUUAACAAUACUCUCAACUUCAGCUGGUAUCCAUCAUUAGUGUUAGACAAAAAAAACUGAUAGUUACAGAACUGACUGCAGACUAUUUGAGCCAGCAGAGGGCACUCUUCCUGUCUUAUGUGAAGCACAAAUAAGGUCUAGACAGAAACCUUGUGAAUUGCUAUAUUGAAGUUUGAUGCCGCAAACCAGACAGACUUCCCAAGAUCCACGAAAGAAGGUACUUUGACUAGAAAAGCUUACAGAUUACUGGAAAAAGGCACUUUAUUACGGUGGCUGGGAAGUGCCAAAAUUGCACUAGUAAACGUGUUUCUCAUCUUGCAAACUUGUUUUCUAAAAUGUGUAUUUGUUUUGUCCUCGGUAAAAAGUGUUAUAGUCAUUUUGGUUUAUGAAAUGUUUUCCAAAAUGUAAAUUUGUCUCAAGCUUUGCAAAAGUGUUUCACACUUGGUAAUUUUGGUUUGCGCUUCCCAGCCCCCGUACUUUAUACUGUUCUGCAGUAUUUCACCCUUUGAAUUGUAAAUCUUAAAUAUGAAAGAUCUAAUUUACAUUAAGGGGCUGCUGAUCUGCCUGUAUGAUAGUACAUAAGCAGUAUUAUUUAGUCUGGAUAUAAUGGUGAAACCAUUGUUUUGUUUUGUUUUUGUCCAAAAGUCUGGAUUACGAGCUAUAAAAGGCCGGUCUGUUUAUCCAUAUUUGUGUCUCGCUCCGUCAAGCGACAGUCAAUAUAAACUGACAUAAUGCUUUUCUUAACCUAUUAUCAGAUGAUUCAUGUACAUUUUUUAAAACAUGAGUACAAAGAUAAAGACUGCACAGAUUUUUUUUUCAGCGAGCUUUAUUUUUUAGAAGCCAUAAGCAAGACUAAAGCAGGUCUUUCCUCUUGCAUAAUGGUGUGAUAUGUAGAUAUAUAAACACAAAAAUACAUCAGACACUUGAUUGUGUUCUGUUAAAUGAAUGAAGAUAUGAGAUUCAAAAGAUUUCUUGAGAUUUUUUUUUUUUUAAAGAUAGAUAAUAUAGUAACUAUUAAGGCCCGACUGAUAUGGGAUUUUAGCACCGACACCAAUAUAGGGGAGAAAAGAAAAUCCGAUACGAUAUAUCGGCCGAUAUAUUUCUUAGAUCUUUGUUCAAUCUGUAGAGAUAGAGAUGCACAUUUAUUGCGUUGAUCCCUCAAAUGUGGUUAUCAAACACUUUUGGAAAUGAUUUAUAACGAAAGAGAGUCACUUAACUGGAAAGUAGCCACGCCUGUCGGUGCGUCAUGGUGUGACACUGCAGAGUGUAAAUGCUUGUUGUUAUCUAUAUAGCACGCUCUGCUGGUAACAGUCAGAAAAAGAACGACUGUGUCAUCCAACGAAACUCAAAUUAAAUGCUAUUUGACUGGUAAAUCUAGUAAUAUCGGUGCAUAUCUGCGAUAAAUUAGCCGAUACUGAUAGUCACUGGAUAUGCUAAUAUCGGCCGGGCCGAUAAAUCGGUUGGGCUCUAUUUACUAUUUCACCUUCCAUAAUUUCCUAUUUACCGUAAUGUCAUGUCUAAUGUAGAAUAACAUCUUAAGUGUGCAUUUUCAUUUUUCCACUGGAUUUUUUUUUCUUUUUUAAUUUUCAUAAUCCUUAAUCACACUUUUCUGAAAUAAACCAGAGAAUGAUUCUGUCAUCUUCCCCACACAUUAAAAAUGUCAAGGUGUCUCUUCAAAUCUUUGGAUGUUCUUUUAUAAUAAUUUCCUGUUAGAAGUAUCUCAACUGGAUAUGAAACUGAUCAAUGGACUCGUUUUAAGAACUGUAUUAUUAUUAACAGUUCAAAGAUUAUAUAGGGUUUUUUUGCAUAAAACAUGCAUAACUAUGAUUACGCCUCCUAUGGAAAAGAUAUGGAGCCAUGAACUUUCUAAUUUGGUUUGGGAAUAACUGGAUCCACAAACGGGGACAAACAAGUCAGAUAAUAGCACGAGUGAAAUCAGUGAAGAGAUUUGUGUCAUUUUUGUGCUCAGAUGAUUCAAUGGAGUCAUAUCUCUUACCUGAAGCCUUCUGUAAUCAAUGAACUGGAGAUCAGCUCUUGGGGUACUUUGAUAAACCUGACUGCACGCAGAUCAAGCACAGAAUGUAUCAUGUUUUAGUUUUCUAUAACUGUAAUUGUUUUUCUUUUGCCAAAUGUUAUAUUUUCUGACUGCCAUAUACUGCCUAUAUUCAUGUCCACAAAAGUUUGGUCAAAUUAAAUGUUGGUAUCAUU